Staurois parvus is the source of this 347-nucleotide messenger RNA. NCBI's taxonomy places the organism in Eukaryota, Metazoa, Chordata, Amphibia, Anura, Ranidae. The record is from the annotation of a GenBank genome assembly.
UGCCAGCUACAAAAGAUGCACCCCAGCCAGGGGCGGACUGACAACUCAUGGGGCCCCCGGGCAAAAGGGGAUCAUGGGGCCCCUGUGUUCUUGCCCACACUCAAACCACACCCAAAAAAGCCUAUGAAAGGUACCAGGGACAUCUCAUGGGGCCCCCUGCUGACCCCGGGCCCUCGGGCAGUGCCCGAGUUUCCAAAUGGUCAGUCCGCCCCUGGCAGGAGGGCAUAUAUCAUAAAAUGCAGGUGUAGUUCUGCGCAUGGAUAUACAGCUUCUGCGCACAGCCAGCCCCAUAGAAGAUGCAAACCAAAUCCAAGUUGCAGUACAUAAUCUCACUGAAAGUCAGAUCA